Messenger RNA from Mercurialis annua (annual mercury), 1584 nucleotides. RefSeq names its product IAA-amino acid hydrolase ILR1-like 3. The coding region runs from base 69 to 1358 and encodes 429 amino acids. The transcript has 5 exons. Lineage: Eukaryota; Viridiplantae; Streptophyta; Magnoliopsida; Malpighiales; Euphorbiaceae. The record is from RefSeq and is a predicted model, not a curated record. Gene Ontology annotation, cellular component: endoplasmic reticulum. Gene Ontology annotation, molecular function: IAA-Ala conjugate hydrolase activity. Gene Ontology annotation, biological process: auxin metabolic process.
AAUAAUUCAACCAACUUUUCUUCCACCUAACUCACUACAAAGUCAAUUUCUAUGCAAAGCUAAAGAUUAUGACUUCUAAAUAUUUUGUGUCCCACAUCUUAAGCACUUCACUUGUCUUCCUAAUUUCCCUUUGUGGAAUUUACUGCAGUGAUCAUGACAUGCAGCAGAUUUUAAGGUCAGCCCAACAACAUAAAGACUGGUUGGUAUCAAUUAGAAGAGAAAUUCAUGAACAUCCAGAACUUAGAUUUGAAGAAUACAAAACAAGUGCUCUUGUUCGCACUGAACUCGAUAAGCUUGGGAUUUCUUAUGAAUAUCCAGUUGCUAAAACUGGGGUUGUUGCUCAAAUUGGCUCCGGCUCUCGUCCUGUUGUGGCUCUCAGAGCUGACAUGGAUGCUCUGCCCUUGCAAGAGCUGGUUGAAUGGGAACAUAAGAGCAAAAUUGAUGGUAAAAUGCAUGGAUGUGGACAUGAUGCUCACACCACAAUGCUUCUUGGUGCUGCUAAGUUGCUUAAUCAGCGUAAAGACAGCCUUAAGGGAACUGUGAGACUUCUUUUCCAACCAGCUGAGGAGGGAGGUGCUGGCGCAUCUUAUAUGAUAAAGGAAGGUGCACUAGGCGAUGCUGAAGCAAUAUUUGCAAUGCACAUCGGUGAUCAAUUACCCACUGGGAGCAUAGCAUCGCUGUCAGGGCCAGCCUUGGCUGCUUCGAGCGUCUUUCAUGCUAAAAUCGUAGGCAAAGGUGGCCAUGCUGCAGAGCCUCAUACUAACGUGGAUCCAAUACUUGCUGCAUCUUUUGCAAUUUUGGCGUUGCAACAGGUCAUUUCAAGAGAACUUGAUCCCCUCCACAGUGGGGUGGUAUCUGUUACCUUUGUUAAAGGUGGGACUGCCCUGAAUGUAAUUCCACCAUAUGUCGAAUUUGGUGGCACUAUGAGGAGCCUUACGACUGAGGGUUUGCUUCGACUCCGGCGGAGGUUGAUAGAGGUUAUUGAAGGCCAAGCAACUGUUCAUAGAUGUACUGCAUAUGUCGACCUGAAAGACAAUGAACAUCUAAUGUAUCCUGCUGUUGUGAAUGAUGAAAGCCUGAAUUCUCAUGUUCAGAGGAUCGCUAGUCUUCUUCUCGGUCCUGAAAAUGUGAAGACCGAUAACAAGGUGAUGGCCGGUGAGGACUUUGCUUUCUAUCAAGAAAUGAUUCCUGGAAUCAUGCUCAGCAUAGGGAUCAGAAAUGAAAAAUUAGGUUCCAUACACUCGCCACAUUCACCUCACUUCUUUCUCGACGAAGAUGUCCUUCCAAUCGGAGCUGCAUUACUCACUGCCCUUGCGGAAAGUUAUCUGAAUGAGCAUCAACAAUCUGCUGUACAGUAGUAGGGAGCGAAAAUAGUACUCACUCUGUCGGUUAUGUGCGAAAAUCAAAUCAAACUGAAUAACCGAAUGUAUUGGAAAAAAUAACAUUUUUCGGUUCAGUUUGGUUUUAAAAGUAAAAAAAUCUCAGAUUAGUUGUAAAUUCGGCCUGGUUAAGUUUUUUCCACAAUGGCUUGCCCUUAAAAUCUUCACUCUUGCGUUCAAUUUGCUAAAUUUUCUCGGGGUAUAA